AGCGAGGAGCCGAGCCCGGACAACGAAGGAGCCCUGCAUACCUCCUUCCACCAGCUCAUCCAGGAGCAGAGCAGCUUGGUAGAGGCGGGUCUGGAGCUGGAGGUGCUGGCGAGGGGCAGAGAUCACCUGGCCUGCCUGGUCUCCCCGGACGCCUGUGCCGCAGCCUGGCCAGAGCUGGAGCAGGAUGAGCAGCACCCCGGGGCCAUCAUCCCCCAGUACUACACCCGCACAGCCCGUCUGCGGCGCCGGAGCAGCCGCCCACCCCUGCAGCAGCUCUGCCGUGCUGCACGGCCCAGCCUGCGGCAGUAUGACCUGGAGACUGACCCUGCCAGGGCCACACUGGAAGACAAGCAGAGCCUGCUGGUGAAGGAGCUGCUGAGCCUCUCACCCAGCCAGCGCAGCCACAUGCUGCUCACCGUGCCUCUCAGCCUGGCAGAGAAACGCACCCUCCGGCAGGAGCUGAGCGGGCAGAGGGGCCCCCUGAGGCAACACGCCCAGCACCGGGCCCCCUCCUCUCCCUGCGGAUGGUCCAAGGACUACAUCGUUCUCGGCUGCCGGGACCUCUGGUACAGGCUUCUCUCCCUGCUCCCUGCCGCGCAGCCCUGGCACUACGCCCUGAAGCAGAUCGGCGGCCGCUUCGGCUCCAGUGUCCUCUCCUACUUCCUCUUCCUCAAGACGCUCCUCAUGUUCAAUAUCUUCUCAUUCCUCAUCCUUCUCACCUUCGUGGUGGCCCUGCAGGCUGCGUAUCCCCCUGCCUUGGCCAGCCCCCGGCCCUUCACCGGCCUCGAGCUCCUCACAGGAGCGGGCUACUUCACUCACUCGCUGCUGUACCACGCCCCCCCCCUCACCGCCCCCCCCGCCUCCAGCCCCAACGGCAGCACAUGCCCCCUCGCAGUCCCCCUGCUCCCAUACAACAUGCCGCUGGCCUACGUGUUCAGCGUUGGGGUCUCCUUCCUCGUCACCUGCGUCCUGCUGGUGUACAGCAUGUCCCACUCCUUCGGGGAGAGCUACCGCGUGGGCAGCUCUGCGGGGGACCUGGCCGUCAAAGUCUUCUGUGCCUGGGACUUCAAGGUGAUCCAGAGGCGCUCAGUGAAGCUGCAGUGUGAGAACAUCCGCACCCAGCUGAAGGAGCUGCUUGCGGAGCAGCGGUCCCGCUCUCGCUCCCUGAGCCUCUGCCAGCACCUGGGGCACACCGUUGUGCUUCUCCUGGCUUGGGCCGUCUCGCUGAGCACGGUGCUGGGCUGUGUGCUGGCUGUGCACUACUUCUCAGAGCACAUGCACACGGUGAGUGCCACCCCUCGCCGUGGGAUCUCCUGCCCUGGUGUUGGGGGGCCGGGGUUGGGCAGCGAGUGGCAGCAGGAAGUCAUCCUGCUGGUCCUGCCCCUCAUGGUGUCUCUUCUCAACGCGCUGAUGCCCCACCUGUACAACUUGCUGGCGAUGUGGGAGAAGCAGGACUCCCCCGUGGCAGAGGUCUACGUGGCGAUCUGCAGGAACCUCCUUCAGAAGAUGGUGGUCCUCGGCCUGCUCUGCUACCAGUGGCUCAGCCGGAGAGUCGUCUGCUCGACAGAAGAGUGCUGGGAGACGUGUGUGGGGCAGGACCUGUAUCGAUUCGUGGUGAUGGACUUCAUAUUCACCCUGCUGGACACGCUCUUCGGGGAGCUGGUCUGGAGGCUGAUCUUAGAGAAGAGGCUGAAGAGGAAGCAGAGGCCUGAGUUUGACAUCGCCCGAAACGUGCUGGAGCUGAUCUACGGGCAGACCCUGGCCUGGCUGGGCAUUCUCUUCGCACCACUCCUGCCGGCCGUGCAGAUGCUGAAGCUGCUGCUGCUGUUCUAUAUCAAGAAGACCAGCCUGAUGCAGAACUGCCAGUCCCCCAGCAAGCCCUGGCAAGCAUCUCGCAUGAGCACUGUCUUCAUCACCCUGCUGUGCUUCCCGUCCUUCCUGGGUGCAGCCAUCUUCCUCUCCUACACCAUCUGGUCGGUGCGGCCGUCAGAAACCUGUGGUCCCUUCCAGGGGCUGGAAACAAUCUACAAGUCAGGGAAGACCUGGGUGCAAGUGCUGGAGAAGUCCAACCCGAACAUCACUUGGUUCGCCUGGGUCCACCAGCACCUGGUGGAGAACACCUUCCUCCUGUUCUUCAUGUCCGGGGUCCUGCUAGCUGUGAUCUACUUCAACAUCCAGGUGGUGAGAGGCCAGCGGAGGAUUAUCCAGCUGCUGAAGGAGCAGAUUGCCAACGAAGGGAAAGAUAAAAUAUUUCUCAUUCAGAAGCUUCACUCCGUUUACGAGCAGAGAGAGAGACGUGCCUGAGUCCCAGUGUCACACUCUCCAGGAAGGAGCGGGACGACAGGACUCUGCUUGCAGCCAGGGACUGGGAUCCAGCCUUCUUCCUGAGCCAUCGCGGUGUGGCGCUGGAAGCAGCGGGGCCGUGGGGUACUGGGGAAGAUCCUCUCCUCCGGGUUGCAGUGGCCAAGGACGCACAGGGGCACUUCGUCUGGCAGCUCCGCGGGGAUGCUAUGGCACAAGGACGUGGGUGGUCCCACUGCCCAGAGCUGCUGCGGACGCGGCAGGCGCAGCAGGACAAGGGCCAGCACUGCCGUCCUGUCCCAGGGCACAGCUCCACACGGGACUGGCUUGCCAGCGGAGCCCUUCUCCGUGGGCGGUUACUGUUAGCAGAGAACAACUCCCCCUCCUGUAAACACCCCAGCCAGCCUGGAGAACAACUUCGGGCUGUUUUCAGAAGCCUUCGGGGACAGUGAAGCUUUCUGGCUGGAGAGAACCUGCAGCCCCCUUUGCACUGCCCAGGAGCAGCAAGGCUGGAGCCGGGAGCUGCCAGGCACCGACCCAGCUCCAGCCCCGUGUCUGGCU
Molecule: messenger RNA, 2862 nt
Organism: Pygoscelis adeliae (Adelie penguin)
Lineage: Eukaryota; Metazoa; Chordata; Aves; Sphenisciformes; Spheniscidae
Gene: TMC6
Product: transmembrane channel-like 6
Cellular component (GO): plasma membrane
Molecular function (GO): mechanosensitive monoatomic ion channel activity
Source: RefSeq, a predicted model, not a curated record